GAAGGCGGUGCAGUGGGUGAGGGAGAAAGCUGCGAGUUCUGCCGACGUUCCUCGCCAAGGACUGCGGCAGCUCAACCACCAUCGACAUCACCAGCACCGCUGCCCCUCUGACGACAAGACGCCCGCCAUGUCUGCCAUCCCCAGGUCAAUCGGUGCCAGAUUCGCCCCCGCCCUGCGGCCCUCUGCCACGAGGGCCCUCGCCCCGACAUGCCGCGCAUACUCGACCAGCGAGUCCGAACCACACCAGCACAAGACGAGCCCCGACGAUGCGCCCGCCGUCAAGCUCAACCACGACUCGGUCCAGAUACGGGAAGAGAGCGCGUCCGAGGGCACGAGGCACAAGCCCGACUAUAAUGUUGCCGUCGACUACAGGACCUCCAACUUCUCGCCAAUUCCCAAGCGUGUCAUGGACGGAAGUGAGCCUGGCGAGAGCGUCGCCGCUGCUGUGCUCUCGGGUGCCCCAGUCGACCUCCAGGCGCGUACUGUCCGCAUCUACCGCCCCGCAAAGACAGCCACUCAAUCUGGUGACUGGAACGCCUCGCACUGGUUGAUGGACUGGGACGUGCUCCCCAAGGGCCACCGCUGGGAGAACCCCCUCAUGGGCUGGGCCUCGUCGGCCGACUUCAUGAACGGCCAACGUAUCCAGUUCAAGACCAAGCAGGACGCCGUCAACUUCGCCAACAAGCAGGGCUACGAGUACUUUGUCCAGGAGCCAAACGAGCGCAAGUUUGUCCCCAAGGCAUAUGCUAACCUUUUCACUUACAAGCCGGGCAAGCUCAAGGUCAUUCCCACCAAAUAAAGAGUUGGACUUGAUUGUGAUCGCGUCACGUGUAUAUAUUUCUUCAAUUGUUUCUUCUCAUCUGUCUCCUCUUCUGUCUGCUCGUGCAAUUGUCGUGAUCCUGUGAUUCUGGCACGUUGGUGGGGCUGCUCCUGCCCCAAACGUUGAUGGACAAGCAGUGAAUGUUUAUAGGGAAAUU
Molecule: messenger RNA, 977 nt
Organism: Dothidotthia symphoricarpi CBS 119687
Lineage: Eukaryota; Fungi; Ascomycota; Dothideomycetes; Pleosporales; Dothidotthiaceae
Exons: 3
Coding region: 128-799 (223 amino acids)
Biological process (GO): electron transport chain
Source: RefSeq, a predicted model, not a curated record